Molecule: messenger RNA, 349 nt
Organism: Chenopodium quinoa (quinoa)
Lineage: Eukaryota; Viridiplantae; Streptophyta; Magnoliopsida; Caryophyllales; Amaranthaceae
Product: high mobility group protein B1-like
Exons: 2
Coding region: 60-347 (95 amino acids)
Source: RefSeq, a predicted model, not a curated record
ACAAUUUCUUCUCUCAAUUCUCUACUUCCACUUUCUCUCUCUAAAAAACUUUCCGAGCGAUGUCGAGGCGGCCCGGCAAGGAAGUGGCGGCACAGGCGGCGGGUGGACAGCGGUUUUCCGGCGAGAAGGCAUCGUAUUUUCGUUCUGGGGCUGGGAAGAGUAUGGACAUUAUGAGAAGUACGAUGAACUCAAUGGAGAGCUCGGGGCCCAGACACGUUAGAUCCCGUGGUAUUUCGGCCUCGGCUCGUAGAGAACGGGUGCACUAUUCUGAGGAUGAUGAAGAUGAUGAUGGUGAUGAGGAGGAGGAGGAGGAGGAUGCAGAUGAGGAUGUGGACGAUCAGAGUUGACC